Molecule: messenger RNA, 774 nt
Organism: Rhododendron vialii
Lineage: Eukaryota; Viridiplantae; Streptophyta; Magnoliopsida; Ericales; Ericaceae
Exons: 4
Coding region: 1-774 (257 amino acids)
Source: RefSeq, a predicted model, not a curated record
AUGAACGGUGACAUGCUGGAGAUAGAAAAUACCAAUCCACCGUGGCUGAAGCAACUAUUGAAAGCCAACUUCUACGCUGUCUGUAAAACCCACGAAGACUACAGAUGUAAUCAAUGCAACCGCUACUGCAUAGAAUGCAUUGUAAAUUUUUUCUGUGAGUACUGUUUAGAUGACCACGAAAACCUCCAAAUCAUACAGAUAAGGCGAUCAUCUCUGAGCAAUGCUGUGAGGGUGGAUGAUAUAAAAAACCAUAUAAAUCUUGGUGGUGUGCAAACAUACAUGAUAAAUAAACGACAAAUUGUUUUCUUGAACUCGCGACCAUAUACACGGCUCCCUUAUGGUGUGACGAAGAUUUGUAAUAUUUGUCGUCAUAGUCUGCCAGCUGGUAACUUCAGCUUCUGCUGUUUAAGUUGUAAGACAUCACACUCAAUUCAAUUGUUUCUUCUCACUUCCAACAUAAUCAAUUGGAAGGGUGCAAAUAUUCUUCCUUCGAUAUUUACAUAUAGAGAGCGCGAAGCUAUAUCUCGUGAUUCUACAAAACAAACAUUCGCCGUUGAAACAGAGCUUAGUACAGGCGAAAUUGAUGACAGUUUCCAGAUUGACCAAUCAUCAACGCCAAACAGAAAAUUUAAGGUAAGGAGGCUGCAUAAAUUGCUAGCUAAAUCUUCUGUUGCGUCUUCUUCAGCUGCUAAACAGGUUACAAGCAGCAUUUAUCCUGCAACUACACCUAUGUUCAACCAUGUAAAUUCCAAGAAAAGGAAAGGCAUUCCUUAG